Messenger RNA from Neomonachus schauinslandi (Hawaiian monk seal), 2139 nucleotides. RefSeq names its product solute carrier organic anion transporter family member 1C1 (gene SLCO1C1). The record is from RefSeq and is a predicted model, not a curated record. The coding region runs from base 1 to 2139 and encodes 712 amino acids. Gene Ontology annotation, biological process: bile acid and bile salt transport; transmembrane transport; sodium-independent organic anion transport. Lineage: Eukaryota; Metazoa; Chordata; Mammalia; Carnivora; Phocidae. Gene Ontology annotation, cellular component: membrane. Gene Ontology annotation, molecular function: bile acid transmembrane transporter activity; protein binding. The transcript has 14 exons.
AUGGACACUUCAUCCAAAGAAAAUAUCCAGUUAUUCUGCAAAAGUUCAAUGCAAACUGUUGGGCGAUCUUCCUUUAAAACAGAAUAUUCUUCCUCAAAGGAGAAACAACGAUGCUGUGGUAAACUGAAGGUAUUUUUGGGUGCCUUGUCUUUCGUCUACUUUGCCAAAGCAUUGGCAGAAGGCUAUCUGAAGAGCACCAUCACUCAGAUAGAGAGAAGGUUUGAUAUCCCUUCUUCAAUGGUGGGAGUUAUUGAUGGUAGUUUUGAAAUUGGGAAUCUCUUAGUUAUAAUGUUUGUAAGCUACUUUGGAGCCAAACUUCACAGGCCAAAAAUAAUCGGAACAGGGUGCCUAAUCAUGGGAGUUGGAACAAUGCUCAUUGCAAUGCCUCAGUUCUUCAUGCAGCAGUACAGAUAUGAAAAGUAUUCUCCUUUCUCUAAUUCCACUCUCAGCCUCUCUCCAUGUCUCUUGGAGUCAGACAGUCAAUUACCUCUCUCGGUUAUAGAAAAAUCACAAUCCAAAAGAAAUGAUGAAUGUGAAAUGGAUGCCGGCUCUUCCAUGUGGGUUUAUGUUUUCCUGGGGAACCUUCUUCGUGGAAUUGGGGAAACUCCUAUUCAGCCUCUAGGCAUUGCCUACCUUGAUGAUUUUGCCAGUGAAGACAAUUCUGCUUUCUAUAUUGGGUGUGUGCAGACGGUUGCAAUUAUAGGACCGAUCUUUGGCUUCCUGCUAGGCUCAUUAUGUGCCAAACUGUAUGUUGACAUUGGCUUUGUAAACCUAGAUCAUGUAACCAUUACUCCAAAGGAUCCGCAGUGGGUAGGAGCCUGGUGGCUGGGUUACCUAAUAGCAGGAAUUGUAAGUCUUCUUGCAGCUCUGCCUUUCUGGUGUUUACCAAAGAGUCUGCCGAGACCCCGAAGUAGAGAGGAUUCCAAUUCCUCCUCUGAAAAAUCCAAGUUUAUUAUGGAUGAUCAUACAGAAUACCAAACACCUCUUGGAGAAAAGUCAAAAAUAAUGGAAAUGGCAAGAGAUUUUCUUCCAUCGCUGAAGAAUCUCUUUGGAAAUCCACUGUACUUGUUAUAUUUGUGUGCCAGCACUGUUCAGUUCAAUUCUUUGUUUGGAAUGGUGACCUAUAAACCCAAGUACAUUGAGCAGCAGUAUGGGCAGUCAUCCUCUAAGGCCAACUUUGUUAUCGGGCUCAUCAACAUACCUGCAGUGGCCUUUGGAAUAUUCUCUGGGGGGAUAGUUAUGAAAAAAUUCAGAAUCAAUGUGUAUGGAGCUGCGAAACUCUACUUGGGAUCAUCUGUUCUUGGGUACCUCCUGUUCCUUUCCCUGUUUGCACUGGGCUGUGAAAAUUCUGAUGUGGCAGGACUAACUGUCUCCUAUCAAGGAACCAAACCUGUCUCUUAUCAUGAACGAGCUCUCUUUUCAGAUUGCAACUCAAGAUGCAAAUGUUCAGAGACAAAAUGGGAACCUGUGUGUGGUGAAAAUGGAAUCACAUACGCAUCGGCAUGUCUUGCUGGUUGUCAAACCUCCACCAGCAGUGGAAAAACUCUUAUAUUUUAUAACUGUACCUGUGUGGGGAUUGCAGCCUCAAAGUCAGGAAAUUCCUCAGGCAUGGUGGGCAGGUGUCAGAAAGAUAAUGGAUGUCCCAAAAUGUUUCUGUAUUUCCUUGUCAUUUCAGUCAUCACAUCCUAUACUUUAUCUCUAGGCGGCAUACCUGGAUACAUACUGCUUCUGAGGUGCAUUAAGCCACAAUUUAAGUCUUUUGCCCUGGGUAUCUACACCUUAGCAAUAAGAGUUCUUGCAGGAAUCCCAGCUCCUGUGUAUUUUGGAAUUUUGAUUGACACUUCAUGCCUCAAAUGGGGAUUUAAAAGGUGUGGACGUAGAGGCUCCUGCAGAUUAUAUGAUUCAAAUGCUUUCAGACACAUAUAUCUGGGACUAACUGUGAUGCUGGGCACAGUGUCCAUUUUCCUAAGUAUUGCAGUACUUUUCACUUUAAAGAAAAAUUGUGUUUCAAAACAUAGAAGCUUCAGAACCAAGACAGAAGGAACAAUGGUGUCUACAAGAAUCAGGAAGGAAAAUUGUACUACAAGUGAUCAUUUGCUACAACCCAACUACUGGCCAGGCAAGGAAACACAGCUUUAG